This is a messenger RNA of Parathielavia appendiculata, 585 nucleotides long. RefSeq lists its product as uncharacterized. The transcript is spliced from 2 exons. The annotation marks the transcript as partial. The record is from RefSeq and is a predicted model, not a curated record. Lineage: Eukaryota; Fungi; Ascomycota; Sordariomycetes; Sordariales; Chaetomiaceae.
UUCCCAUUCAACAAACGCAUCAUCUCGGCGACGGGGACGCAAGCCGAUACGGAGCACCCGCACGUCCUGCGCUUGUGGGUCAAUCGAUCCUUCCUGGAUAGGAUCCUCCCAGUCGUAGUCACCGGCCUACUACCCUCGCUUCCCGCGCGAUGGCUCAGGUCUCGCUCUCCGGAGUUGUUCCUCCCCGCGCAGAUCGUUCUCAAGCGCAAGAUCGACGACCACACGCGCAGCUUUGAUGCCGAGCGCGCCGCCUACGAUAGGCUGCGUCCGCUGCAGGGCAAAGUGAUGCCCGUGCUGCUGGGCCAAAUCGAGUACGACGGCGCCAGGGCGCCGCUGCUCUCUGACAUUGGCGGUGUCUGUCUUGCUGAGCCGGCUGGGGAGAUGCUGGCCGGUGAGCUGGGACGGUUGAUUGGAGAGGCGCUGGGUCAACUGGCCGUGGGGGGGUUAUUGCAUGAUGUCAAAUUGGAUAACUUCCAUCUUGUCGGAGAGGGCCAGGGCGCGAAAAUUAUGGUUGUGGAUUUGGAGCAGGUAGACUUGGACUUGAGUGAGGAGGACGACGCGUGGGUGGUGCGGGAGAACGUUUGA